Messenger RNA from Lobosporangium transversale, 2903 nucleotides. RefSeq lists its product as hypothetical. Lineage: Eukaryota; Fungi; Mortierellomycota; Mortierellomycetes; Mortierellales; Mortierellaceae. The transcript has 11 exons. The coding region runs from base 69 to 2774 and encodes 901 amino acids. The record is from RefSeq and is a predicted model, not a curated record.
CCCUUUUUUGGGAGCCAGCCAAUUGCAUUUCGCACCCCCCUUUCACUUCUUCUCCUAUAUACACGAUAAUGAGUAUAACAAAAAGGACUGUUUUAAUACUGGACCAUAGUCCACAUGCGCGCAGGCGAGCAUGUCAUGAAUAUGAGGAGAAAGCCAUGGCUUCAAAUGAGUUUCCGGACAAUGAUGAAUUCGACUUGGAGCCAUGUUCGAUGUGGUCGAGUUUUGUUCAUGCAUGCCUGCAUUACACCCGUUUAGCAUGGGAUUUAUCACCUGUUGGUCAAAGAACACAGGUAUCCGUCCAUGUGGCACCAGGAUCAGGACAAACGUCCGAUAGUAUAGUACUGAAUACCUGGGCCAAUCAAGAUCAGAGCUUAGGGAGCAUUACUUCUCAAUUGAGGGAACUGCAACUUCGGGAUGAUGACAUGGAGUCCGUUAACGCAGAGAGCGAUGACAUGGAUGAUUCUGGCGGCUGGAUAGAGCAUGCAUUGAAGGGCGCAAUAGCUCAUGCAUUGGAACCCAUACCAGUAUAUUCAACACCAUUAAACACUAUAUCUACUCCAUCAAAGAUGACAAUCAAUGUCAUAAUGCUUCUUGCAGACCUCAAAGAAGAAACUAAGAUGGAUGACGAAGACACAGAGAUGGGGGAUGAGGAUGAUGAACGCGCAUGGAUUUAUGGCGAUCUGGAUCUGCGAAAGCUUCUCAUGGAUGCCCUUUACAGCCUACAGGAAUGUGUCAGGAAUAGCAGGGUCUCGGCUAUUAAUGUAGAAUUUAUAAGGGUAUCGACACAAUCAACAGCACCAAGACCAGAUAUCUUAAAGGAAGAUAUUUCGAGAGUUUGUUCGUCCUCUGUAUAUACAAUCACCACAAAGGAUGAGACUACCGUGACAAGUGGACUCAUCAAUCAUUAUUUGCGACAAAACAGAGGUGUACAGCUUCUACGUCUUCACAAUUUGCCUUUAAAGCGCCAGGACAAUGAUGAAGAUAACAGUAAUAACGCCCCAGUGGAAUUGUUUUACAGAUCGGAUCACAUCAGAGCUUUGGCUUGGAAGAAGGCAGACAUGAAUACUGGGAACAGGAUAUCCGCCGUCCUUCAUGAUACCCCCCAAAACCUCCGUGAAAUAGCAGAACUAGAAUAUGGCGUGGAAUGUACAGAGUUGUCCAAUGUUAUACCGACUGAAUGUACACAUCUCGCAUCAAUAUCCCCUUCAACAUUUACUGCAUCAUUCUUCCCUUUCAUCAAUGGCAAAGUUCACCUCCUGAAGCAUCCUGGCCCUGGUGAUUUGGCCUCAAAGGCCCUCUUUGAUCAUGAUGGACAGCUUUUCAUCCACUGUCUCCAGUCAGAACCAGAUCCAUUAGCGUUUUCAAUGCAAGCAGCCCAACACUUUGAUACCAAUAAGAAGGUCAAUGUUUCUUCAAGUAAUUAUCAUCUUGAGGAGUUUGUGGACGCUAUUCUUUAUCCCAAUCUGAUUGUGCCUGGCGCCGACUCAUUUUCUCAGGAAGGAAACAUAUUUACAGAGAUCGUCCCACCUGCUUUGAAAUCAAUAACUUGUAAUCAUAAGGAGAGUGAGGGUGAAGAUGACUACAAGAGUGAGGAGGGAGCAAGCUCAAGAGGUGUACAUAUGACGCUUGUCCACACGACCUCUAAACUAGACUUGGAAACGCGAUGGCUGGUCCAAUGGGAAGGAGAGCGUACACAUCCCAUUCUGCCUGCUCAUAAUACACAGAUUCAGAGAUUUAAAAGUGCUAUAUGCAAAAACAGUGUGGACACAGCAGGAGUUGCUACUAUAAAUUCAGUCUUGGAUAACUUGAUUGCGGACGCACGCCCAUUAGCCCUACCAGGCGAAUCAACACCAUCAGGACAGGGAAUGGCGUCUCAACAGCAACAACGAUAUCGUGAAAGCGCUCAGGCCAUUCUGGCGGAUUUGUGGAUGAUUGGCCAGCGCUUCAAGUCUGUGUCGCCAAGUCAUGCUGAGGCGGCACGACUUAUUGCCACCAAGGUAACACCCAAGGGAUUAGACCAUCAGACGGUGAGGCUAACACUUGUACCACCGAGUAGGCGAGCUGCUUUGAUCAAUGCAGAAGCUCAGGGGGGAAGUCCCAUGUUCGACAACGGAGACAUGGGAAGUGAUGGAUGGAGCCGGAAUAAGGGUCAGCGCGGAGGUAAUAAUCCAGGUGGUAUUAUUGGUCGCGGGGGAAACCGGGGAGGUCGAUUCGAUAAUCGUGGUGGUAGAGGGGGAGCGGGUGUCAACAACGCUGCAGGACGCGGCAGAGGAGGUUUCCGAGGAAGUCAUAAUACAAAUAGUCCUGGUGGUAAUAACAGUAAUGCAGCCAUUUCUGAUGAUAUGAGUUUUAGUGGAAUGGACUCUUCAGCAGGGCCUAACAACGACAUUAUGUUGAGUAUGACUGGAAAGACACAGCCGGUUCCUUAUUUGAUCACACAGCCGCCUACACGAGAGGAAUUAGAGGAGUCGGAACAAGAAUACCUUGCACAGCUCGGUGAGGAUGGUUGUUUGCUUAAAGCCUAUUGGGGUUCACGGGGCGCACAGGGCUCUGCAAUUGCAAGUGUGCUGAAUUCGGUCACGUCGCUUGAUGCUCCUUCUGCCAAUGCAUCGAGUUCAGAUAUACAACAACAACAACAACACCAACCAGAUCCUAUUGUUGCAGUGGCAUUAGCAGCACAACAAAAGAUGAAGAAAUUGCCGACGAAGCGGCUGAGAUUACAGGAUUUUGCAGGCCGGACACCGUCUGCAGAGAACGGAGGUUUCAGUAAAUAAGAUAGAGCUCCGAUUUUUUUUUUUAGGAAAUUACGCUAGAUUUUGCAUGUGAGAACGAGGUGUAGCUUCUGGAUCAAGGAAAUACGUUCUUUGAUUAUUUCUGAUUAUCCAAUAAAAUCAAUCUUUCCG